GGCUAUCCGUUCAUUUUCCUGAAAUGGAAGAAAUCUACUCCCAGAUUGCAGACAACAUUCUUUCAAACGAUCUGGAACUCUCUGCCGACACGGACACGGAUGCCACAACCCUACGCGAAUGGCUGCAGGAGAUUGAGAAGAACAAGAGGCUCCUGCAGCCCAUCAUAAGAAGACAGCUUACGGAUUAGUUGCCGCUCAGUUGAAAGCUAUGGGACUCUGAAAGAUGGAAACAGGGGAGUUGGCUGAUAAAGAUGGACAGUAACGAUCGCGUAAUAUCAAUUUAUCGGCCUCGUCAUCGAAAGCGGCUUCCAAUUGCUCGGAAAUUCUCAGCUAUAUGGGGGGCUUGGAUGGUGAGCAAAAACAAUUGAUCAAGAAGUUGGUCAACUUUCGCAUGAAAGAAGGUAAAAGAACGAGAGUUCGUGCUAUUGUUUAUCAAACUUUUCAUCGCCCAGCUCGAACUGAACGCGAUGUAAUCAAACUUAUGGUUGACGCCGUAGAGAAUAUAAAGCCCAUAUGCGAAGUGGAAAAAGUAGGAGUCGCAGGUACUAUUUAUGAUGUCCCUGGGAUUGUAGCCAGGGAUCGUCAACAAACCUUAGCUAUUCGUUGGAUCCUUGGAGCAGCUUUCAAACGACGUAUAAGCUACAGGAUAAGCUUAGAGAAAUGUUCAUUUGCUGAGAUACUGGAUGCUUACCGAAAGAGGGGAAUUGCACGUAAGAAAAGGGAGAAUCUUCAUGGACUGGCUUCCACCAAUCGAAGUUUCGCGCAUUUCAGAUGGUGGUAAAGUGAGACCACAUAAAGAGCUCUUCCUCAUUCAGUCAGAUUUUUCAGUAAGAUAUGGUUUGACCCUUUUCCUUUUUGAAUCUUCAUAUAGAACUACGUUACCUCAUACUCCCCCCUUCAUUCAUUGAGUUGGAGGAAUCCAUAGGAGGCCCGCCCGUUAUGCAUUGCAUGAUAGAACCUUUCUUUGUAUGACUUCUCUUUUGCCUCAGGUCGAAUGAGGGAGAUAAAUCAAACAAAUCAAUAGGCCAUGAAUGAAGAAGUAGUGGGCCUUUCGCCCUCUUUCGUCUGACUCGGGGAGCUGAUAAAUGCACUUCAAAGGGAGGGAAGGAA
This is a messenger RNA of Telopea speciosissima, 1110 nucleotides long. Its product is annotated as ribosomal protein S7, mitochondrial. Gene Ontology annotation, biological process: translation; ribosomal small subunit assembly. Gene Ontology annotation, cellular component: mitochondrial small ribosomal subunit; ribosome. The record is from RefSeq and is a predicted model, not a curated record. The transcript has a single exon. NCBI's taxonomy places the organism in Eukaryota, Viridiplantae, Streptophyta, Magnoliopsida, Proteales, Proteaceae. Gene Ontology annotation, molecular function: rRNA binding; mRNA binding; structural constituent of ribosome. The coding region runs from base 335 to 781 and encodes 148 amino acids.